AUGAACCCCUUCAGCGCCCCCCCCAAUGAGCCCCCACCGGCCUACACACCCGGCCCAAUUGCUCAAGAAACUUCUAAUAAUGCGACCAUUUCCACAACCACUUCAUCCUCUACUACCGACGACCCCUACUCCUUCCUCAAAUCCUUCGACACCAUCUUCCUCAUCGAUGACUCCGGCUCCAUGGCCGGUCGCUCCUGGCGCGAGACCGCCAAAGCCCUCGAAACCAUCACGCCAAUCUGCACCCAACGCGACGCCGACGGCAUCGACAUCUACUUCCUCAACCACCCGGACUCCUCCCUGUACAAGAACGUCACCUCCGCCUCCACGGUCGUCGAAAUCUUCCAGACCGUGCGGCCGCGCGGAGGCACCCCGACAGGUCAGCGCUUGAAUAACAUUCUGCGCCCGUAUCUGCGGAGGUAUGAGAGGGAUCCCGAGAGGACGAAGCCGAUCAAUGUGAUUGUGAUUACGGAUGGCGAGCCUUCGGAUGAUGUGGAGAGUCCGAUUAUCGCGGCGGCGAGGAAGUUGGACAGGUUGGACGCGCCGGCUUGGCAGGUUGGGAUCCAGUUCUUCCAAGUUGGCCGCGAACCCGGUGCCCGCGAGCAUCUCAAGCAGCUGGACGAUGGGCUUGCCGAGAUUGCGGGCGAUGAUGACUUGAGGGAUAUGGUGGAUACGGUGCCGUUCAAGGGGAAUGGUGAUGAGGAGUUGACUGCGGCGGGAAUUAUGAAGGUUGUCCUUGGUAGCGUCAAUAGACGCUUGGACAGGAACUCCAAGGAGCUGCAUCGGAGACGUUGA
Molecule: messenger RNA, 792 nt
Organism: Westerdykella ornata
Lineage: Eukaryota; Fungi; Ascomycota; Dothideomycetes; Pleosporales; Sporormiaceae
Exons: 3
Coding region: 1-792 (263 amino acids)
Source: RefSeq, a predicted model, not a curated record